Messenger RNA from Plenodomus lingam JN3, 870 nucleotides. RefSeq lists its product as uncharacterized. The record is from RefSeq and is a predicted model, not a curated record. NCBI's taxonomy places the organism in Eukaryota, Fungi, Ascomycota, Dothideomycetes, Pleosporales, Leptosphaeriaceae.
AUGUUGCACAGGCUGUGGUUGUUGUUCGCCGUCGUCGCGCUCGCUGCGCACGCGACGGCCUUUAGCCUCGACGACCUCAACAUCGACGGCAUCGAGGCCUACCUGCACCACGGCGAGAAGCGACAGGCCAGCGGCACAGGCGCGUCACCCGCACCCUCUACGCCUUCUCCCACAUCACGACCACCACCCCCUCCACCAUCCUCACCAUCCACACCCUCACCCCAGCCUCCAUCAACGCCUGAUGCCGAGUCCACCACUGAGCGCACUUCUGAUGCCCCCACGCCCACCCAACAACAGCCGCCCGCCACGCCAACAGGAGGAGACGACGACGAGAGCCCUUCCUCUGGGUCUACGCCUGCAUCCACAACGCCACCGGCCUCGAUCACCAGCGCUCCUACAGCUACGAGGACGUCCGCUGUCGUCAGGACGAGUGCUCUUGUGCUGACCUCGCUGCAAGAGUUCGUCACCGUCAUCACCACGGUGAGCAAUGGCCAGCAAGUCGUGGCUACCUCUACCGGUACCAGCAGCAUCGUCACCACCACCGGCCAGACCCUGAUCACAGAUGCGCCCACCUCACAGGAAGGCUCGGGCGACAACGGUGGCGGCCUGAGCGACUCCAACAAAAAGGUGAUUGGUGGUGUUGUCGGCGGUGUUGGUGGCGCCCUCCUGCUGGGCGGCAUCGCCCUCGUUUUCUGGCGCAUGAAGAAGAGGCAGAACCGCGUCUCGGAAGACGACGACGACAUGACCCUCGGUACCGGCGCUGCCCUCGGCGACAAGACACAAAACGGAACCGGCGCCUCGCCCUUCCAGUCCAAUCUCGAACAAUACCACAAUCCCGGUGGACGUCCCAACGCGGCAGCCAAUUUCUAG